This is a messenger RNA of Rattus rattus (black rat), 745 nucleotides long. RefSeq names its product sorting nexin-10. Gene Ontology annotation, biological process: intracellular protein transport. Gene Ontology annotation, molecular function: phosphatidylinositol binding. The coding region runs from base 18 to 623 and encodes 201 amino acids. NCBI's taxonomy places the organism in Eukaryota, Metazoa, Chordata, Mammalia, Rodentia, Muridae. The record is from RefSeq and is a predicted model, not a curated record. The transcript has a single exon.
CGUGUCCUGAGCCGAAGAUGUUCCCAGAACAGCAGAAAGAGGAGUUCGUGAGUGUCUGGGUCCGAGACCCCAGGAUUCAGAAGGAGGACUUUUGGCAUUCUUACAUCGACUAUGAAAUAUGUAUUCACACGAAUAGCAUGUGUUUUACGAUGAAGACGUCUUGCGUACGAAGAAGGUAUAGAGAGUUCGUGUGGCUGAGGCAGAGACUCCAGAGCAACGCACUGCUGGUACAAUUACCAGAACUUCCAUCUAAAAACCUAUUUUUCAACAUGAACAAUCGCCAGCAUGUCGACCAGCGCCGCCAGGGCUUGGAAGAUUUCCUCAGAAAAGUCCUGCAGAAUGCACUCUUGCUUUCCGAUAGCAGCCUGCACCUCUUCCUGCAGAGCCAUCUGAACUCCGAGGACAUUGAAGCAUGUGUUUCUGGGCAGACCAAGUACUCGGUAGAAGAGGCAAUUCACAAGUUUGCCUUGAUGAACAGACGGUUCCCCGAAGAGGAGGAGGAAGGCAAGAAAGACACCGACGUAGAGUAUGAUUCAGAAAGUUCGUCCUCUGGGCUUGGACACAGUAGUGAUGACAGCAGCUCUCAUGGAUGUAAAACGAGCCCGGCUCUGCAGGAGUCCUGAGAAGGAACUCUAGGGCUACCACCUUCGGAACGAAAAUUGUGCCCAGCCAGAAAGAACGCUUGCUCAUAAUAGAUUCUUACCUAACGCCACUGUCAGUGUUCUAGGUGGUUAAAUUCUUAGAG